Messenger RNA from Conger conger (European conger), 1626 nucleotides. RefSeq names its product family with sequence similarity 20 member C, like (gene fam20cl). The record is from RefSeq and is a predicted model, not a curated record. NCBI's taxonomy places the organism in Eukaryota, Metazoa, Chordata, Actinopteri, Anguilliformes, Congridae. Gene Ontology annotation, biological process: protein phosphorylation. Gene Ontology annotation, cellular component: Golgi apparatus. Bases 1 to 1626 code for a protein of 541 amino acids. The transcript has 10 exons. Gene Ontology annotation, molecular function: phosphotransferase activity, alcohol group as acceptor.
AUGAAGAGGCGGGACCUGCGUCGGUGUUCUCGACCCCUCUGCCUUCUCCUGGCCUGCCUGUCCCUGGCCCUGCACCUCCUCCUGGCCCUGCUCUCCCUCUCGCUCUUCCAGACGACCUGCGGCCCUCCGCCCCAUCCCAGGACCGAGAGCCUCCGAGCCCUGGUGGACACCAGCCUCACCCCGCCGGAGGCUGGCUCACUGGACACCGGUGCCGGGCGGGGGGGCUCAUCAGCCAGGCUCCCCCCGGGCCACAGCGCCCCCCCUCUGGAGGGAGGGCCGAUUGCCUCGCUCAACAUGGCCGCCAAAAUGGACCGCCUCGGCAAGUCUGUGGGGGCUGGCCUUCCCAAGCUGUCAGCGCUCUUCAGCCACCCUCUCUACAACCUGCCACGCCCAGCGCUCCAUGAAGACGAUUGGCUGCUGAAGGUAAAGCCGAAGGUGCAGGCCAGCGAUGGGGACAGCAUGGAGGAGUGGGUGAGUGACAGCGAGGAGGCCUAUGACGCGGCCCAGUGGAACAGCAGCAGCGAAUCCCACCCCCCCUGGCUGCGCUUCCACCUGGGCAUCACCCGCUGGCAGCUGUACGACAGGCUGGACCCCAACCUGCCGCCCCUGCUGGAGCAGCUCUCCAGCCACCGCAUCGUCAGUGCCGUGCAGAAAACAGGAGGGACUCAGCUCAAACUAGUGAUGUCAUUCCCUAACUACGGACAGGCUCUCUUCAAACCCAUGAAACAGGCGCGUGACGCAGAGACAGACUUCAACCUCUUCUACUUCUCCGACUUUGAGAGACACAAUGCUGAGAUCGCCGCCUUCCACCUGGACAGGGUGCUGGGUUUUCAGCGGAUUCCACCAGUGGCUGGGAGGUUGAUAAACGUGACCAGAGAGAUCCGGGACAUCACCACUGACCGCAAGCUAGCCAGGACCUUCUACACCUCCCCCGUGGGUAACGUGUGUUUCUAUGGCCAGUGCUCCUAUUACUGCUCCACGGAGCACGCCGUGUGUGGGAAGCCCUGGGGCCUGGAGGCAUCUCUGGCUGUGAUGCUGCCCGAUCUCUCCCUGGCGCCGCGCCGGACCUGGAGGAGCCCCUGGAGACGCUCCUACAGCCGCAGCAAGCUGGCACAGUGGGAGAAGGACCCUGACUACUGCGUCAAAGUGAAGACCACGCCCCCGUAUGAUAGAGGCACUCGCCUUGUGGACCUGAUUGACAUGGCGAUACUGGACUUCCUCAUGAGUAACAUGGACAGACACCAUUAUGAAACCUUUGAAAAAUUUGGCAACAACACCUUCCUUCUGCACUUGGACAAUGGAAGGGCAUUCGGACGGCACACUCGAGACGAGCCCUCCAUUCUGGCCCCUUUGCAGCAGUGCUGCAGGAUCCGCCGGUCCACCCUGCUGCGGCUGCACCUCCUGGCGCUCCCUCAGUACCGCCUGAGCGACGUCAUGCGGGAGUCGCUGUCCCAGGACCGCCUGAGCGCGGCGGAGCCCCUCCUGUCCGAGCCGCACCUCUCCGCCCUGGACCGGCGCCUGGCCGCCGUGCUGCGGGCGCUGCGUGGCUGUGAGGAGGGGCGUCGCCGGCUCGUCUACGACGACGUGGCGGGCUACAGCGCCGAGGGCGCCGCCGCGGGGCGCUAA